Molecule: messenger RNA, 813 nt
Organism: Saprolegnia diclina VS20
Lineage: Eukaryota; Oomycota; Saprolegniomycetes; Saprolegniales; Saprolegniaceae
Exons: 6
Coding region: 1-813 (270 amino acids)
Source: RefSeq, a predicted model, not a curated record
AUGCACGCUUGGGCGCUCACGCCGGUUCUGGCCUUGGCGGCAUCCAUGCUGGCAACGCCGACCAAUGAAUGGUACAACUGCCCGUGGUUCUCGACGGUCGGCAACGAGACGAUGCCCGAGUUCACCUACCAGAACACAUCGGCGCAAAGCAUGUACCUCGAUGUGCCUCUCUGCUACGACAACGUCUGUAGCACAAAGGACAAGACGCUCAGCGUCUUCGUGAAGCGGUAUCCCGCUGCGGAGCCAUCGACGCCGCCCAAGUCUGUAAAGUACCUCCAAGGCGGCCCUGGGUAUGCGUCCAACAGCCGUACGUCGACGACUGCCGGCUUCAUGAGUCUGUACACGAUGGACCAUCGUGGCACGCGGCGCAGCACUCGCCUGGAGGCACUUUGCCCCAACCAAACAUAUACAACCAAUACGGCUUGGUUCACGGGCUGCAUUGGCCGCAUCAAGGACACCUAUGGCCCAGACGCACCCAAGGGCUUUUCGCAGCUCGCCAAGGACGAUGUAUACGUCUACGGCGCUAGCUACGGCACGUACUUGGGCUAUAUCCUCGACGGCGUCAUGAGCGAGAGCCCUGUCUCAUAUUUCCCCCACCGGGACCGUAACGCAGCCGACGUGGAAACGACGUGCUAUUGCAUUUGCGACCGCGAUCCGGCGUGCAGCUACAAGCUCAACCGCAAUGUCAAGCAGUUUACGCUCAAUGUGUUCAAGAAGCUCGAUGCCAACGACACGGUGUGUGCCCAAACGAUCUUUGCCGCGCAGGGCACGCCUUCGACCUUCCUCGGCGCCGUCUUCACCAAGUACAUAUAA